Messenger RNA from Exophiala xenobiotica, 2202 nucleotides. RefSeq lists its product as uncharacterized. Gene Ontology annotation, biological process: circadian regulation of gene expression; entrainment of circadian clock by photoperiod. The record is from RefSeq and is a predicted model, not a curated record. NCBI's taxonomy places the organism in Eukaryota, Fungi, Ascomycota, Eurotiomycetes, Chaetothyriales, Herpotrichiellaceae. Gene Ontology annotation, cellular component: nucleus; cytoplasm. Gene Ontology annotation, molecular function: DNA binding; FAD binding. Bases 1 to 2040 code for a protein of 679 amino acids. The transcript is spliced from 2 exons.
AUGGCUUUGAGGAGAUCGACAUGGCUUGAUGGCUACUACUGCAAGGUCCGAUCGAUCGCCAAUGCAAACCCACUAAACCCCAGAUCUGAUCGUGACAUCACAACUUUCCAGCGUGGAUCGAAGUCGAGCCCCUACACUCCUUCUCCAGUCUCCCCUUGGAUUAUAUCUUCACCAUGCCUGCGCUACCCAUCAGUCCACACGCCGAUGUACAAGCGGGUGGCUCAACUGUCCAUCACACCCAGAACACCUUUAAACGCCUUUCGACCUCCAUUGGGCACAAUGCCCCCAUUCAAGCGCAAGGCUAGCGGGCCAGCGGCCGCGCCCUUACAGAAGAGGCAGUGCGCUGCUUUACCUAAUCCUUCCCAGUACAAUGACUCGACAAACGAGAUCAAGUAUGGAAUCGUACUUCGCAAAUACUACCCUCCUGAGAUGACCAAUGACCGAGCCCGUGAAUACAUCUCGGGCAAGAUCGAGCGCCCUAUUGAGGCGCUGAAUAAGGCUAUACAUGAGACCCAGGCCGCGCGGGACAACGUGCCAGUGGGAGACUCUGUAGUGCACUGGUACAAGAACGACCUGCGGACGUUGGACAACAAAUCGCUACAUCUUGCGAGCGAGAAGGCAAAAACGCACGGCAUCCCCCUGAUAUGCGUGUACCUUGUUUCUCCUCAGGACUUUGAGGCACACCUUACCGCACCAGUUCGGGUGGACUUUAUCCUCAGAAAUCUUCAAGUCCUCAGACAGAGUUUGGCUGAGCUCGAUAUCCCUCUGUACGUCGAGACGAUCGAGAAGCGACGGAACUUGCCACCUAGAAUCAUGGAGCUGUGCAGCAGAUGGCGCGCCAACCACAUAUUCUGCAACAUGGAAUACGAGGUGGAUGAACUCAGAAGAGAGGCAGCUUUGACAAGGGCAUGUAUAGAUAAGGGCAUCUCGUUCACCGUUGUUCAUGAUACUUGCGUCGUCGAACCUGGAAAACUGUCCAGCGGCGCUGGCGGACAGAUGUCUGUUUACAGUCCGUGGCAUCGCAAGUGGUGCGCAUUUCUGAACCAGUAUCCGAAAGAACUGGAUUGUUUCCCCCUACCAGUUAGGAACCCACCUCAUGCUAGGCAGUCAUUCUUGGAACUGUUUGACUGCGACAUUCCGGACGCGCCAGAAUCAAAAUGUCUCUCUGAAGAGGAGAAGAAGCGAUUCCGCGCCCUGUGGCCAGCCGGUGAACGCGAGGCCCACGACAGGCUGAGCAGGUUCAUCCUCGAACGGGUGGGAGCUUACCACAAUACGAGAAAUACCCCGUCGGCGAGUGGGACAUCGAUUUUGAGUCCGCAUCUCGCAGCGGGAACAAUAGCAGCGCGCACCGUGGUUCGAGAAGCCCGGAGCGCCGCGCCCAAUCAAAAGUUGACUGAUGAUCGGAAACAAGGACAUUCGAUGUGGAUAGGUGAGGUCGCCUGGAGGGACUUCUACAAGCACGUGCUGUGCCAUUGGCCUUAUAUCUGCAUGAACAAACCGUUCAAACCCGAAUACAGCAACAUUGAGUGGGAGUAUGACCUCGACCAGUUCCAGAAGUGGACACAAGGCAGAACUGGUUUUCCCAUUGUCGAUGCUGCAAUGCGACAAGUAGCGCACAUGGCGUACAUGCACAACCGAUGCCGGAUGAUCGUCGCAUCAUUUCUGGCGAAAGACUUGCUGAUCGACUGGCGGAUGGGUGAGAAAUGGUUCAUGGAGCACCUCCUUGACGGCGACUUUGCCUCCAACAACGGCGGCUGGGGUUUCAGUGCCAGUUGCGGCGUCGACCCGCAGCCAUAUUUUCGCAUUUUCAAUCCCUUACUCCAAAGUGAAAAGUUUGACCCGCAUGGCGAGUACAUCCGGAAAUGGGUGCCCGAGCUUGCCGAGAUCAAAGACAGUAAAGGGAUCCAUGACCCGUACGGGCGCGGGUAUGAGAAGAUAGCAAAAAUGAAUGGAUAUCCGAGGCCGAUGGUUGACCACAAGACAUCGCGGGAUAGGGCGCUGGCCAGGUAUAAGCAAGGGAUAGGGAGGGAGACUGCAUGAGAUACAUGAGGUUGUGUGGACAGGGCCCGGUAGCUGUCGUGUUGUGCCUGCCUCGGAGAGAGCAGUUGGCUGUUUCCGCGCGUCUUGCAACCAUAUUCAGCGAGAUGUCUGAGCCAGUAAUUCCAGGUUACUAGGGGAGAGGAUCAACUGCUAAGUUGGAAU